This is a messenger RNA of Gadus chalcogrammus (walleye pollock), 562 nucleotides long. RefSeq names its product SPARC related modular calcium binding 2 (gene smoc2). NCBI's taxonomy places the organism in Eukaryota, Metazoa, Chordata, Actinopteri, Gadiformes, Gadidae. The transcript has 6 exons. Gene Ontology annotation, biological process: extracellular matrix organization. The coding region runs from base 1 to 534 and encodes 177 amino acids. Gene Ontology annotation, molecular function: calcium ion binding; extracellular matrix binding; heparin binding. The record is from RefSeq and is a predicted model, not a curated record. Gene Ontology annotation, cellular component: basement membrane.
AUGGUGGUGCGCUACCUUGUUUUGCCCUCCACCACUGCCAGAUACGAGCAGCCCAAGUGUGAUGGAAACGCCAGAGCCCACCCCACCAAACCCAAGGACCACUACAGGAGCCGGCAUCUGCAAGGCUGCCCCGGGGCCAAGAAGACAGAGUUCCUUACAAGUGUUCUUGACGCGCUGUCGACAGACAUGGUCCACGCCGUCACAGACCCCGCCUCCGCCGGCAGGAUGGCGGAGCCAGACCCCAGCCACACCCUGGAAGAGCGCGUGGUGCACUGGUACUUCGGCCAGCUGGACAAGAACUCCAGCGGGGACAUCGGCAAGAAGGAGAUCAAGCCCUUCAAGAGGUUCCUGCGCAAGAAGUCCAAGCCCAAGAAGUGCGUGAAGAAGUUUGUGGAGUACUGCGACAUCAGCAACGACAAGGCGCUGUCCCUGCAGGAGCUGAUGGGUUGCCUGGGAGUCACCAAGGAGGAGGGGGCGAAGACAACAGCCAGCGUUCCAUCCAGUAAACUGAACCCGUCAAAGAAGCAGGGCUGAGGCCGCCCACCCCCCCCCCCCCCGGCCC